AUGGCUCCAGUGCAAAGUGAGCUGAAGGCAAAGCAACAGGAAGCUAUCAGCAAAAUCAACGAGCUCUUUCACGAGCAGGAAAGUGAACGAUCUCGACAUGAAGCGCUGCUGAAAGAAUAUGCAAAGCUUAAGGACUACCUCGCAGAUCGAGCGGUGGCAUAUCAGACGUCUUUGCAGCAAGCGAAAGACUUGACCGAGGAAAAUGACCGUCUGAAAAUGUCGCUUUCCUCCUUGACAGCAGUCCUUUCUCACGAGCAAGCUGCCCUGAGAAAGGAAAGCCAGAAGCUUAAGGAUGCCUGUGCACAAAUGGAGAGUAAGGUCAGGAAUCUGGGGAAGCAGGCUCAAGGGAAGGAUGAUGAAAUUGCAAACUGGAAGCAAGACCUCGCCGGAAAACCGCUGGAGGCGGACGGGAAUAGCAACACCAUUCGGGACAGUAUCACCAUACCUCUUCUGCAUCAAAUGGUUCCUCAUGAGCCAGAAGUGAAAGGCGGCAAAGGCCUACUUCAGUUCCUAGCAAUACUCGGAAGCAAGGAACAGGAACUGUGCGACAAACUCCUUGCGAACAUCACCGUGCUCUACAGCGUAGCAAUAUCCCAACAACGCAGAUGUUUGUCGCUGCUAGAAUCUGUUUCACGACGACCUCCUAACGGGUUGUUCCGUUCUUACAGAGCACAAUUUUAUGCGGUUCGGCAGUUUUUGUUUUCUUACCAGCUUGAUGAAAGAUCCAUUUUCAUGCACUCUCUAGCUCGCAAGUUGAUCCUCAACUUCUACACCCAACGCGAAGAACUGCAGGGCCGCAGUGGAGGGAAGGUCUUCCCUAACCUUUCGGGAACAGCUGAAGGGAACAGAAAGCGGGCAAUGGCGGAAGAACACAACUUGGCUUCGAGGUUGAAGCGAAGAGGAGAACUCGAGAAGCUUGUUGAAGACCAGAAGCAGGAGAUGCAGUCUGUACCUAAUUGA
Molecule: messenger RNA, 960 nt
Organism: Endocarpon pusillum Z07020
Lineage: Eukaryota; Fungi; Ascomycota; Eurotiomycetes; Verrucariales; Verrucariaceae
Exons: 2
Coding region: 1-960 (319 amino acids)
Source: RefSeq, a predicted model, not a curated record